GGUACGCGCUGCCGAACGGAAAACCCUCCCCAAACAGAGGAACGCUUUUUUCGAAAGCCUCUGCGGUCUUCGCUUAGUUGUGUGUGUGUUGCGUGUGGUAUCGCGAUACGGUCCUUCGGAGUGGUGUCCACGCGGAUUUCGUGCGUUUGUAUUUGUCGAGUAGCGAAAAGGCUAUAAGUGAGCCACCUAGUUACCGAGCUCAGUGCCAGAGUUUGGCCAUUAUUGUUACGUCCUUCAUGCAGUGAUUUUUGUCCCACUUUACACCUUACACAUAUAGGAGGUCGUCGAUUUUGUCAUUCGCACCAUACCCAUCAUAAAAAGCAGUGCACAAAAAAGCCAGUGAAAAAAAGUGAGCAAGGGAAGAAAAUUUCCACCGGUGAAAAGUGUCGUGAGAAAAAAGCUUGCACAAAAGCUAAUAAAUAUUCAGUGAGAUAAAGCGUAACAAAGGCGAACGACAAAAGCAGACGAGCGAAAGGAAGCAAAAAGGAGUGAAUUAACUUUGUACAGAAGCGCACCCGGGCGGAUAUUGGUUUGUCCAAGUUGGGGCAGAAGAAAAAAACGUCACACCACGACGACAAGACAGCCGACGACGACCACUUCAGCUAAAGCUUUUUUAGAGGAUCAUAGACGUGGGGAAGCCUGCAAGAGUGCAGAUAGAACAGAACGUCUUCGCAGAGUGUGCUGUUUGAAGCGACCCAUCUAUCUUAACGUAUAUUACGUCGUACAUUUCCCGGUUGAAAAAUCUGUCUGGCAGAGUGACACCUGCCACCAGUGAAGGCAAAGGACCCUCAUUUCCCGGUGCUAAAUCCGUACCGUUAAAAAGGUUGGCGGUAAAUUUUUAAUAAUCACACCGGGAACGUCUCAAUCCUUCGCAGUCAAAAGCCCGGAACCGAAAAGAUGGCAAGUUUGGUACAACCGUCGACGGCAAGGUCGCAACAGGUGCUCCAACAGCAGCAGCAGCAAAUCGCUAUCGAGAUAGCAGCCGAUCCGGUUCCACAUCCUCCGCAGCAAAUCCACCAUCAGGAGCUUCAGGCCCAUGCCUUGCUAGCCCAAUGCCAACAGCAGCAGCCACAGUCUUUGCCGACGCCGAACGUUGACAUCGUAUUGCGGGAGUCCACCCGCGCCAACCUGAUCAGUCGCAAGAAAUCAUCCACCACCGGGGAGCACCGAAGAAGUGGCAAGUCCAAGGACGACAAGAACGAGGGAAAAUCCGUCUACCGAAAGUUCUUCAAGCGCAUCAAGACGAUACUGGAUGGAGCGGACCCCACGACGAGCAGCAAACCUGAAGCCGAAGAUUUGCCUGUGCCCCAGCGCUACUAUCCGGACUCGCUGGUAGAGCUAACGAAAACCGCCCGCUUCACCGAGGAUGAAAUCAAGCGAAUAUAUCGUGGCUUUAAGGCGGAAUGCCCCACCGGAAUCGUCAAGGAGGACACCUUCAAGGGCAUCUACUCGCAGUUUUUCCCGCUCGGUGCCAGUAGUGGUCAGUACGCACACUACGUGUUCAACUCCAUCGAUCUGGACCGCAAUGGGUCAUUAAGUUUCGAGGAAUUUGUGGCCAACUUAUCGAUUCUGCUGCGGGGCACCGUUGACGAGAAGCUCCAGUGGACGUUCUCGCUGUACGACAUCAACGGGGACGGCUGCAUCACCAAGGAGGAGAUGAAGGAAAUUGUAACGGCCAUCUACGAACUGAUGGGGAAGGUCCCGGAGGGAUGCGACGAGGAGCAAGCCAUCAAGGAGAAAGUCGAACGGCUAUUUGAGAAAAUGGACCGCAACUGCGACGGAAAAAUAACGCUGGACGAGUUCAUCGAGUGUUGCACCACGGACGAAAGCAUCCGCCGUUCGAUAGCCGUUUUCGAUACCAUCUUCUAAGCAGGAACCUACCACCGCCAUCCAUCCAUCGAUGACAGAAGUUACCUGGAAGGAUCGAGUAGCACUGCAAAAUGAACAAAACAAAAAGUAACCAAAAGUGAUAGAACGUGAAUCCCACAAACAAAAAAAAUGUUUUCCUUGCUGACCAAUUACCAGAACCCAGAGCAACCGAGCAGAACUGUGUAACUCAUACGCAUCCCCAGCAAACUUUUGCUUUGUACAAAAACUUUCCCUUUGGUUCGACCACGACGACGUCAUGAGGAAACUGGCAGGUGGUAUAUAGGGUGGUCAAACCUCACCAAAAGCUUCCUUCCUGUGUGUAGCUGUUAAUGUUCGGUUUCUUAUCUGGCUUGUGCGGGUAAAAUUAUUAUAUGAAGUUCGACUAACAGCCAGGCAAGUUGCUAGAUUCUAACUAAGCAUAAGGGUGCGGCUUGAUUUUAGGAUGUUUUCAAGGACCAAAGCUCGUGCAUGCUUCUAAAAGCAAAUCACAUAAGAAACAGAAACCUUAAAGUUUUAUAUGAUUUGAAUUCAGAUAAGCACACGAUCCUUCGGCUUUUCUAACUCUCAAAUAAGAAGCCGCACCCUAGUAGACAUGUAUGUGCAUCCACAACGAAUUAUGUAGGUCUUUCAAUAAAUAGCUAACAAUAGGAAGUAUUAAACCCAGAAGGUGGCUGAUUGCCAUCGAAUACUGGACCGGGCUUUCCUAAACUAA
Messenger RNA from Aedes aegypti (yellow fever mosquito), 2581 nucleotides. Its product is annotated as Kv channel-interacting protein 4. The record is from RefSeq and is a predicted model, not a curated record. The transcript has 7 exons. The coding region runs from base 898 to 1869 and encodes 323 amino acids. Gene Ontology annotation, molecular function: calcium ion binding. Lineage: Eukaryota; Metazoa; Arthropoda; Insecta; Diptera; Culicidae.